Molecule: messenger RNA, 2208 nt
Organism: Recurvomyces mirabilis
Lineage: Eukaryota; Fungi; Ascomycota; Dothideomycetes; Mycosphaerellales; Teratosphaeriaceae
Gene: ATG13
Product: autophagy protein 13
Exons: 5
Coding region: 1-2208 (735 amino acids)
Biological process (GO): piecemeal microautophagy of the nucleus; protein localization to phagophore assembly site; autophagosome assembly
Cellular component (GO): Atg1/ULK1 kinase complex; phagophore assembly site; cytosol
Source: RefSeq, a predicted model, not a curated record
AUGCAUCAACAUCCUCGCUCAACGCCUCGAGCUACCACCUCAGCAAACAAUACUCCCACAGACCCGCAGCCUAGCAACAACCAAAGAGAUGGAAUGCCACCUCGACAAAGAUCCAGUGUAGACCUGGCCGCAUACACCGAAAGAGCCUCGACUACAGGCAGCGAGUCAUCACGGCAAACCCAGCUGCCGUCUGCCGAGCUCCGAGAGAAGGAGAACACGCGUAUGAACCAGAUACUGCAGCACUUUCAUACCAAGGCGGCGCUGCUGAUAUGCGGUGCGAGGGCCAGCUUACCUAAGGCUAGAAUGAGGGAUGGUGGCAUUAGACAAGAUCGAUGGUUCAAUAUCGUGUUGGACGAUACGGAUGCACUCCUCGAUGAUCUUGAAGAGUGGCGCCGGCUAGAUCUUGCAACCGAACGGCCGCCGCCUCUGGUCGUCGAGGUAUAUAUCGACACAGCAAACCUUAACCAGAACCAAGCUCUUGUCAUCACAGACGAGCUCGGGAAGCGCUGGGAUGUGUCGGAUGCUCUUGCAGGGUCGGCGAGCUCUAGUCCUCGCCCGACCAACAAGCAUGGUGGCAAGUAUUGCGAGGUGGUUCUCGAGCGCUGGACCAUCGAACUUGAUGGGCUCAGCAGUGCUGCCAAUGGUGACAAGACUGAACAACUGCCGAAUGUGUACAAGAAGGGUGUCGUACUCUUCCGCUCCUUGUAUGCCUUCCUGCGCUUUCUCCCAACGUGGAGGCUGUACAGAAGGCUUGGGCGUCAUUCAGCCAAUGGCGGAGGCCUGAAGCUCAAGUAUAGGCUACGAGCCGGUGAUCGAUCUAGUUCGACCCUUUCCGACAAGGAUUCUUUGUCAACGCCACUGUUUCCUUCGGAGAACAGCAAACACGAUCAGCGAUACAGCGACCUCUACGACAGCGACUACAGCACACACUCCCCUCCUCUGCCCGAAGGUCCUUCCCAUCACCGCUUUGACGACCUCCGCACACCCGCUGGUCGCUUGCGCAUACACCUUUCAUACCGACCUGCUGUCGACUUUACGGUCGCGAGCUCCGAAGCACUACUCAGCUCGCGCUUCCUCGGUCUUGAUCAAGGACUACCAGCAUUGCAAAGCGGGCGAUCACUACCACAGCAAGCACAAUCAGCAAAGCAGAAGAGCUCUUUUACUGCCGCGCCACCUUCUCGAACAGCGCCACGCGAGCCCAGAGCAUUGCUCGGCGCGUACGGUAGUUUAGGGACUUAUCAUAAUACUACAAACAAAAGAGAGUCGCCACUUUCUGCGUUGAAGCUUAGGAGUAGUCAGGAAGAAGCUGAGGAGUUGGAGCAAGCAGCGAUGACAGACCGAGAGCGCCCACAAUAUGGACGUCAUACUUCCGUUGGCCUUGAAGUCAGAUCGCCGUUCAAAGCAGGCUCUCUAUCAUCGUCUCCGCGUGGUGCUUUUGCAUCGACUACACCAAUCGGCGACUCGCCACCUGAUCAGAAACGUCCUUCAAGCUCCAGAAACACGACCAUACCAGCCGCAGGCACCUACACGGAAGGCAUUGACGAAGGCCGCGUUCCCAGAAGACCGAACUACCAUCCCACUGCGAAACGAAUCUCGCUCAAUACAUUACCACAACAAGCGCUUCGUGCACCACCAAACUCACUACCCAACGAAACAGCCAUAGCAUCGUCUGGCUCAGCAAGCCCUAUGGCACCGCCAAGCAUGCCACGCUUCAGCUCAGCUUUCGCCGGCCGAACGAAGCGCACAUCAUCAACCUCACAACCCAACAACGCCGAGAACAGCGCCGGUAGCUCAGCCCGGGGCUCGACAUCCGACCAAGCAGCCUCUGGCACCCGCUCCGACGACGACGACAUUGCCGAUUUCCUGAAACUCGUCGAAUCGAGAGAAGUGAAAGAUCUUAAGCUCUUGCCCUCUACACGGAAUCAUACGGUCGAUCUGAGCAAAUAUAGUAGUAUGCGGGACCCAUCUGCGCAGUUAGCAGACGAGAUCAGUGCGUCGUCUCUGCUCAAUCACGGCAGUACGCCACCGAGUCGAAGACUGAGUAAUGUUCCCGCUUUGUCAACGUCGAGUUCACCACGACCGCCGCAGCAUGUGCCACAUGUGAGGAGUCGGUUGAGUACGCAAAGUAUUGCUGAGGAGGCGGCUGUUCCGAAUACAGACGACCUGGAUCAAGACGAGGAGCCGUUAUUGUUUGCUACGGAGUUUUAG